AUGGCUAACUCACUCAAUGUCGCCAAACGCCUCCCAAAAAUCGAUACCAUAAUGCCACCUCUACGUAGGGAAUCCGUCGAAGACAGGCUGCUAUCGGCGACAGCCGCCGUCUUGAAUCUUCCACGCAACAGCAUCGAGCUGUUCGACUCUUUCGCUGACUUGGGUGGUGACAGACCCGCUGCCGUCGAACUAAGAAAAAGGUGCAUGAGCCUCGGACUCGGAGUCAGGACGAGCGACAUUCUGCGAUGUCACACCUUGGCGGAGCUUCAAACCUGCAUCACCCCCUUCGUUCAGGCCGCGCCUGUGUCCAAAGACUCCGAUGAAGACAGCCCCUCUCCCUCCGAUGUCUUCAGCUCAAGUCCCAGACGAAGCAGCGGUUACUCAACAUCAUCGUGCGAAUCCACACACAGCGCCGAAGUUGCACCUUUGAGAGCACCGCAGUUUUCCAUCGAACGAUACAUCGAAUCCACCUCCCAGAUCGCGAGCGCGGCCGUCAUCAGGCCGAGGGCCGGCUACCUGGAGGGCAAGCUCGUGGCAUUCGUCACCCUGGCCUCUGGCCGCGUCUCUCAAUCCAGCCUCUCCAGCAUCCGCCUCAUUCCCCAAUCUCAAAUGCAUUUUGCCGGCAGCCAGAUCGCAGCAGUCCGACUGGCCCUCGAAACCUCAGAAGGUUCUUACUCCGUACCGAACUCAUGGAUUGUGCUGGAUCAGAUGCCUUCCGACGGUGAGGGUUCCGUCGACCGGCGGCGGCUCCAAACAUGGAUCCAAAAUAUCAACGAAGACAUGUACCACCAGAUUUCGAGUCUCGAGUCUCACGAGCUCUUCCAGGAGCCCUUGACCGAAAUGGAGCGACUCAUGCAGAAAACAGUCAGCAACGUCCUUAGGAUACCGCAGAAACAGGUCGGCAUGAACUUUUCAUUCAGCCAGCUCGGCGGUGACGACAUUUCCGCAAUGAUGCUGGUCGCUGCGUGCCGGACGGAAUCCAUUAUUGUAAGGCCAGAGGACGUUCAUCAAUGCUCAUCACUAGGCCAAUUGGCGUCGCUCGCCACUCGGAAGAGUCAACCCAACGCCACGUGGGAUGAGGAGUCGCUUGAAGGGUUCAAAUUGUCGCCAAUACAGCAGCUCUACUUUGACACCGGCAUGGGUGGUCGUGCUGAGCAACGGUUGGCAAAGAACGGCGACUAUCGCUUCAAUCAGGGAAUCUUGCUUCGCGUAAAGAGCAACUCUACUCUCGAGGACAUCCACGCCGCCAUCGCAACGGUAGUUGGCCACCACUCCAUGCUGCGUGCCCGAUUCCGCUCUGGUGUCGAUGGCUGGACGCAGAGAAUCGUGCCCAAGGUUGACGGAUCCUACGCGUUCCGCUACCACUCCGUUAGCACGACAACAGAAGUUCUUGAUGUCAUCGGAAAAUCACAAGCCACCAUCGACAUCGAAGCCGGUCCUGUUUUUGCAGUCGACCACUUUCGCACGUACGACGGUCAGCAGCUCGUCUUUCUCCUCGCUCACCAUCUUGUUGUGGAUAUGAUGUCAUGGCGCACAAUCAUCCACGACCUCGAUGAGCUGCUACGAGAGGGAACUCUGUUCUCUGAGCGCUCGAUGCCCUUCCAGCGAUGGAACGAGCUGCAAGAAGAAUACAUCUCCAACCAACCGGACCAGUUGGCGCUUCCCUACAAACUACCCAGUGGCCAAUACAGCUACUGGGGUCUUGAGGACUCACUCAACACCUAUAACGAUAUCACGACUGCCAGCUUUACUCUCACCCCAGAAUUAACCGCUAUCCUCCACACAGCAUGCAACCAGGUAUUCAGAACCGACAUGUCUGACAUUUACAUGGCCGCCCUGAUGCUCUCAUUCAGCCAAACAUUCCAUGAUCGCCAGGUCCCGGUGGUGUGGAACCAAGAGCACGGACGCGAGCCUUGGAGCCAAGACGUCGACAUCACGGAGACGGUUGGCUGGUUUACGUCCCUUUGCCCAGUCGCGCUUCAAGUGGACAUGGCAGAUGACUUCCUACACAUCCUCCGCAAGGUGAAGGAUACCAGACGGUCACUCCCCCGGCGGGGCUGGAACUACUUUGCAUCAAGGUACUUCGGGUCCGACGCGGCAACCCGCAACGCUGAGGGGUGGCCGUUUGAGGUCAUGUUCACUUACGCCGGCUCGGUUCAGCAACUGGAGAAAGAAAACGGUGUCUUGGAGCAGCUCACUAUUCCAGGCAGAUUAUUCUCAAACGGUGCUUCCGACAUUGGCUCAGAGGUUGGAAGAAUCGCACUCUUUGAGGUCUCAGCCAUGGUAGAUCAGGGCGCAGCCUCAAUUCAAAUUCUGUACAACCGCAACUGCCAACAUCAGGACAGAAUCACGGAAUGGAUCCAGCUUUAUGAGCAUCUACUUUAUGAGGCUAUUGGUAGGCUGCGUUACCGCGGACAGGAGCUCACCCUGUCCGAUGUCCCAAUGCUCAACACAACCUACGAGGGUCUUGCAAAGCUCAACACCGACCGAUUGGUUGCCCUCGGUCUCACCAGUGCCAAGGACAUUGAGGACGUCUUCCCAGUCACAGCGCUGCAGCAGGAGAUUCUCAUCAGCCAAACUCAAAAUCUAGAGACCUGUCACAACCAUGCCAUCUAUGAGCUUUCCGCGCCCGAAGGCCUCCUCGCCGAUCAGAACCAGAUCUGCUCCGUCUGGCAGCAGAUCGUGGCGAGAUACCCGGCCCUUAGAACCGUCUUCAUUGACAGUAUCUCCGAGGACGGGCUUUAUGACCAGGUCAUCCUACGGAAGUGUUCGCCCGAAAUGCUCUUCGUCGAUGCUGAGGCGGGCACAGACCCCGUGGCAGUUCUUAAUGCGUUGCCGCCCAUGAGUCCUACGCCGUACAACCCUCGCCACCGAGUGUCAGUCUGCAAGUCCCAAACAAGGACCUUCUUGAGGCUCGACAUCAGCCAUGCGCUUUGUGAUGCUUUGAGUCUUCAGAACAUCAUGUGGGACCUGAAGAGGAUGUAUAACUCGAGCAAGCUGCCCAUGAAGGUCCUCGACCCUUCGCACGUCACCUGUCUAGAGUACAUCUCUUCAGCGCGCAGAGAAAACAGCCUUAACUUUUGGGUUGGGCGCCUCCAAGAGAACCAGCCAUGCUUGUUCCCGCGGCUGAUGACUGUCACCGAAAACGACAUGCAGCACACCAACUUCUUUAUCGACCUGCCGAUGGCGCAGAUUGACGAGUUCUGCCGUUCACAGGGAAUCAGCCGUUCGGCUGUCGUCCGCAUGGCGUGGGCUCUCGUUCUGCGUGCAUUCACCGGUUCAAGCCGCGUCUGCUUCGGCUACCGCUCCUCGGGCCGAGACGGGGAUGAUGCACCUGACGGGCUCAGCAUGUCCGUUGGCGCGUUCGAGAACACGACAACAUGCGCGAUCGGGCUUGAGAACUACAAGACUGUCUCGUCGAUCCUCAAAGCUGUCGAGGAAGACGUUUUCGCCUGCCGUCUGCACCAGAACGUCUGCAUCUCGGAGAUCCAGAACGCUUUGGGCCUCAAGGGGGACAAGCUCUUCAACACCUGUCUGUCGUAUCAAGAAGAGCCCCAUGAACUCAAGAGCAGGUUCAGCUCGACCCGGCCGCCGAUGCGCCUUUCUUGCAUCCAGGCAUUUAGCACUCCCGACUACGACGUCACCUUCUCACUUACGCUCGUCAACGGACAGCUCGUUACCGGCGUCUCUCACAGAAUCAUGACGGCUUCCCAGGCGCAAAACUUGACAAACACUUUUGGACGUGCUGUUCUUUCCAUUCUCGAAGGCGUAAACGGAGCCAUGAGCAACAUCGAUCUUUUCACUGACCGAGACUACGCCCAGCUCAUGAUCAGCGAUUGGGAGACUGGCAAGGCUGCCGAGCAGUCUCACGGAUGUGUGCACGCACUUAUCUCGCAGCAGGCGAGGCUUCGCCCGGAUGCCCAGGCCAUUUGCGCUUGGGAUGGUGAUCUGUCUUACAACCAAUUGGGUCGUCUUGUUUCGCGACUUGCUACGUACCUCGCGCAAUGGGGUGUUCGACCUGGUGUUCCAGUCCCGAUUGUCAUGGACAAGAACCGAUGGGCGGUCGUUUGCAUCCUAGCUGUCUUGAAGGCUGGUGGUUGCUUUGUGCCUAUCGACGCCGAAGACAAGAACAACGUCGAAUCCUUCGUUCGCCAACUCGGGCCAAAGAUCGUCAUCGCAACCGACCUACACUGGAAGUACUUGGAGGCAAUUGUCGAGGGCGUUAUUGUUGUCGACGACACGUUGUUUUCGGUCAACUUCCCAGCCGAAUCGCCGCUGCCCAUGGCCGCGCCCAACGACGCGGCAUGCAUUCUGCUGGCUCCUAGCUCAUCCCGCGGCAAAGAUGCAAAGGGCAUCAUCUUUCACCAUGCUGCUUUGUCCGCAGCUUUCGUCACUCAGGGCCGCGCAUUGAACCUAGAUGCCAACAGCCGCGUCAUGCAGCUGUCUGCCUUCAACGUCGACACAGCGCUGAUCGAGCUGCUUUCGACCCUUGUUCAUGGUGGCUGCGUAUGUGUGCCUUCCAGCGUCGAGAAGACGAGCGACAUUGUCGGCGCUGCCCGUAGAAUGGAUGUCAACUGGAGCUACCUGACACCUGUACUGGCGAGGAAGAUGACUCCGGCUGCCAUUCCCAGCUUGAGGACCAUAUGCUUCAGGACUCGCCGCUUGGAUGCGGACACCUGUGCCCCUUGGCUUGAGAAGACCAAGGUCCUUCUGGCUUAUGGUGCUCCUGAUAUCUGCCCUCUCGGCAUCUCUGUGCUUGAGGUUACCAAGGCUGAUGAUCUCACUCGCAUCGCACGUCCUUUCCUCGGAAGAUUCUGGAUUGUCAACCCAGAAGACCACCGUAAGCUUAUGCCUAUCGGCGCCGUCGGCGAGCUGAUUAUCGAGAGCCCGACCCUUGCCCACCGCUUCGUUCCCGGUCAGCCCCUAUCUCAUUUGCCUCAGGACUCGGAAUUGUCACUGGAGGAUGGCAAGCCAAAGACCCGCUACUUCAAGACUGGCCACCGCGUCCGGUACAUGGAAGAUGGCAUGCUCGACUUCGUCUCGAGCGGUCGCGAUGACGUCGAGGUCAACGGCCAAGUGAUCCCUGUUGCUCAAGUCGAACAGAAGCUGCGACGCUGCCUUGGACAGGGCAUUGACCUUGCCGUCGAUUCUAUCAUUACUCGUGAUGCGCAACCCGCGCUCGCCGCAUUCGUCGAGCUUGGAGAGAAGCUUUUCGAAGGCUCGGAAGAUCUGACUAGGAUUACCAUCACAACGAAGGAGCGCACUUAUAUCGCGAAGAAGCUGAUCGAGUCUUCCCUGGGCACCGGUCUGCCUUCGCAUAUGAUGCCCACGGUCUUCGUGCCCGUUAGGCACCUCCCCGUCACGCCCUCGUUGAAGGUCAACCGCCGCAAGCUCCAGAAGAUGGUUAGCUGGCUGUCUUUGGAGCAGCUUCUGGCCUUGUCGACUGUCGCAUCUCCUGAUGAGGUCCGGACAGUCAGCAUCAAGCCUCUUCCCCUGACGCAGGUCGAGGAGCGGAUGCGGUCAAUCUGGUCUAACCUGCUCGGAAUUGAGGCUUCCACAAUCCGCGGCAACCAGAGCUUCAUUGUGCUUGGCGGCGAGGCUUUCCUUGCUGGUCAGCUUGUGGUCCAGUGUCGCAAGCAGGGUCUCAUUAUUGCCCUUCACGAGGUUCUGCAGGGUGCUACUCUCACCGAUCUCUGCCAGGGCAUCACUCUCAGCGCAGAGUUUACUCUUGAUUCUGCUGAUUCACGUUCUACCGCCCCUUCUUCGAUGGGAUCUACCUCGGAAAUGCACGUUGAAGAGGAAUUCAUUAACAACAUCAUUACACCUAAGCUUGGUUUCUCCCGCGAGUUAAUUAGCGACGUGUCUGAGGCGUCUUCGACUCAGCUCAAGUUCCUCGAGACUGGCCUUCUGAAGGGGGGAUCCAGCUUCACCUACUUCACUUUCAGCUUCACCGGGCCUGUCCAGGCGAAGAAGCUUGAGGCUGCUUGCAUCUGUCUCGCCAAAAUUCACCCGAUCUUGAGGACCGCUUUCGUUACUCACGAGAGAAGGGUCUAUCAGGUCGCACUCAGAGCCUUUGUGCCAGACUUCAAGAGAGUAGAGGUUCCCACUUGGAGAAUGGCGAACACGACCGAAAAAUUGAUCAAGAGGGAUCAAGCAGAGCCCUUCUCUAUCGGCACGCCGAUGACCAAGUUCUUCUUCGUCGACGCUGGCAAGCAGUCCAACCUCGUUCUUCGGUUAUCUGGAGCACAGUAUGACGAUGCGUCCAUUGCGCUGCUACUACAGCAUCUUAAGAGCAUCUACGUGUCCCCGUCUUGCCCUCCGAGAAGAGCUACUUACUUUGACUUUGUGCGCUCUGCGCAGCUUUCCCAUGUGGCCGGAGCCCUUGAACAUUGGACCGCCCUGCUUGACGGCGCUAAGAUGACCCAGGUUGUCGCACAUAACAAACCUGCUGUCAUCAGCAACAAUGUCAAGACCGUCUCCCAGAACGUAUCGGUCAUGUCCCUGGCGAACUUGGGCAUCUCAUUCGAUACCGUUGUGAAGUCUGCCUGGUCAAUGGUCCUCGCCAACCUUUCCGGCUCCGGCGAUGUGCUUUUCGGCGAGAUUGUCGAGGGACGUCAUAUAAAACUCGCUGAUGGCUCCGACAUCUCCGGCACUCUCGGCCCCGUCUCCAACGCGAUCCCGGUCCGCGUUCGCUUCGCCGAGACGUUGAGCAGCCCCCUCGAGCUCCUCAGGUACGUCCACGGACAGCGCGUGAUGAGCAUUCCCUUCGAGAACAUGGGCUGGCUCGAGGUCGUCGAAAAGUGCACCAAGAUGCCCUACUGGACACGCUUCAGCACCGUCAUCGAGCACCGCCACCAGGACGCCGCUAAAGAGGCAGCCAUCUUCAACCUCGGUACCGUCAAGUGCAAGUUCAACAUUCAGGAGCCAACCAGCAGAGACGUCUACGACCUCCAUGUCGUUUCUACUCAAGACAACCCAAGUUGCGGAGAGAUUUCAAUCACGUUCUGCGAGAACCGCAUCCCCAGUUUGUUCGCCACCGAGACUCUCAAGGCACUCUGCUCCACCAUCGAACUGCUCACCUCGGUCUCCAUGUUACAUCCCCUGAUCCCCUCGACCACAGACUACUCUUCAGUCACGCCACAAAUCCCCCUCCCGCAAAUCGACAUGGAGCCCAAGGCAACCAACGUCGGCGCAAGCAUGCCUGAUGAACACCGUGUGACCGUGCAAAAGACCAUAACCAACGUCUGGACCGAGAUCCUGGACCCGCGCGCUCUGGGCGUACCCGAGAACCAGCUCCACAACGCGGCAUUCUAUGAUCUAUGGGGUAGCAUGAUGCCCGCCGCGCAGCUUGCGCAGGCUCUCUCGCAGGAACUGCCGAAGCUGGGCGUCCCUGGGUGCCACAACCUUACCAUUUCCAUGGAGGAGAUCAUGGCGCACCCUACAAUGGCAGAGCAGUUCGAGCUUGCGGCGCGUAAAAUGCGCGACGCCAAGCGCAGAACCAUCUCUGAAGUUUUCUCUCACAAAUCGCACCCCUCAUGGGGCCGAGGACUGAGAAGGCUUACCACCAGCGUGAUCCCCCAGAGGACUAGCGAGAAGAGCCUCGUCAGCAGCGGCAGCUCUUCUAGCCUAGUAGACGUAUACCGCGGCUCCGCCAACAGCACGCAACAGCAACAGCAGUUGCUGGAUUCUAUCACAGAGGUGGCGACUGGUCCCCCCUCGAGCAUCGGCGCCCCGGCUGCCAUCACAGCCUCGCCUGUCGAGCUUGAAGAGCCCCAUCGGCCGACAUUGAGCCUUUCGGUGCAGCAUGACGCGAGUAGCAUGGAGAGCAUGACUACCGGUAGUAGCCGCACCGAGUACGAGGCCGAAGAGGGUGAGGGUGAGAACGCGGUUGUUAAUGGGGACGAGAGCGACGACGCGGUUAGCCCUAUGAGCGCCUCUACGCUGGCGACGCCGGUUGUAGCGACGCCUUCUGAUGGGAGAAAGAUCCGCAGGAAGGCGGGCAGCGUGUUGAGCCGGAUGAGCAAGAUUGGACUUGUCAGCCCUGUCAGUGUUGCUGGACACAGGGUCGGCUAA
Molecule: messenger RNA, 8073 nt
Organism: Colletotrichum truncatum
Lineage: Eukaryota; Fungi; Ascomycota; Sordariomycetes; Glomerellales; Glomerellaceae
Product: nonribosomal peptide
Molecular function (GO): catalytic activity
Source: RefSeq, a predicted model, not a curated record